Molecule: messenger RNA, 3122 nt
Organism: Cuscuta epithymum
Lineage: Eukaryota; Viridiplantae; Streptophyta; Magnoliopsida; Solanales; Convolvulaceae
Source: the annotation of a GenBank genome assembly
CAACCGUAUGGGCUUUUAUACAAGGGUUCUAACUUCUAAAGCGGGCUCACGUGCUCUCUAAGGAGCACAUAACGUGCUCUAUAAAAUUUCUGGUAUUUACAUGGCAGCCGAAGAUGCCAGAUAUGUCCGAUUUCUUCCACAAUCCAGCCCACAGGACAUGACAACGGAGAAGAACUUCAGCUGCCCUUCCAAAUUCUAGGCGGCGAUUUGGCGUGAAUGAGGCAAAACAUCGGGCGAUCAACUGGUAGAAGUGUAGCAUCUGCGGCCGCAUAAAUGAAGGGCCACAUACCCCCGGUCAACCUUUGACCCGACAAGACGGUGGCGACCAAGGAAGAGUAGGAAGGCGGCGAGAUGAGUGGAGGACUGUCUCUAGGCUUUGGCUCUGCCGCUGAAAACGAGACAUCAGCUUCGAUCGCUUCAUCACUACUGCCUAACUAGAAGGAGACCUGCAACUGCCCAAAUGUGAUCUGUCAACAUGAAAGGUAUGCAAUGGAUGCGCAGAUCCAAACCUAGACAUGCAGCGUCAUCAGAAGAAUGAGAACAACUAACUGUGUACUGAGCUUAAAGGUCGAUGAAGGCGGUUUAGCAAACGGAAAUUUCAGUUUUGGUGCACGGAGGAUUGUGACCAGACCCUAGCUGCAGCGAGAUCGUCAGACCGAUGUUUCAUCAACUCCGGUGAGCGAGAUACAACUCUAAUUUUCAAACGGAGAUAAGAAACGAGACUCGCCCCAAACCCAGGUAAGGAACAAUCACUUCAUUUCGCCACGAGCUCGUUCCCACGCUGCCCGGCUCGUCGCGAAAUGGCGAAACUCCGGACAGCGAUUGACUCGGCAUUUUGGGAUCUCAACGUCUCUACUGCUCGAACCCUAGAUGGUACAGCCAGGUCCAUUCCGGGCGAGCCCAUGCCAAUGAACGGUGGUAGAACCAAUCAAGCUCUCCGAGUACAACAGCUCUCUCUUAUAGGAAAUGGGUUCCCUCUAGGUCUCGUCCCUUCUUUCUCUCCUCCGUCUAGGAAAGAAUUGGGCUCUUUUGCUCUCCAGUCUCUCUUUCUCAGAGCUGCCAUUUCAAAUUGGUGGGUUGGAUUAGUGGGACAAGUUCGUCCAAAGAAGCUGAUAUCUAAACUCAAAGAAGAAAUAAAUGCCAUCAGAGAAGAAAUAGGUCCGAAAAUCGAGUGGGUGGAUUUGGAACUGUCAACAUUCAAAGGUCUGCCUAAGUGUUUUAUUGACAAAUCAUUUUAUUGGCUUGGUGCAUGCUCACACCUUUCUCUGACGGAUUCGUCUUCCGUAUUAUUAAACAUGGAGAAGCCGGGUGAGAGGGAGGGGCAACGCUUGAAGGCAAUGUUCAUGCAUAAGCUUUCAGACCAUGACAUUACAUUGGAAACUGCUUGGCCUGAGCGAUUCAUAGAUCACAAAGGAAGAUACUGGGAUGUUCCAGAGUCUAUAUCUCUUGACUGCUCAUCACACGUUUCAUCAUCCGGAUUGCGAUAUCGGUUUGGUAUACAUAAAAACAGCGGCCAACCCAUUGCAGUUGAUAACACUAAUGAUGCACCCCAUCCUGCUCUGAUGCCAGGAGUAUGUGCAAAAGCUGCUUUUUCUUAUGAGAAGCAAAAAGAAAUUUGGAGGGAAAAAGAAGAACAGAAAGAUCGCUUCAUAAUGAGAAAUGAGCAGUUGUAUUUCAGGCCUGCUUAUGAUUUUCAUCUUAAGGAGCCCCAUGCAACAAUAUCUGGAAUCAUUGGUGGAACUUGUGCUGCAUGGGUUGGUGGUGGAAAUAACACUUAUCUAGGCUCUUCUAGGAGCAGUUUCAGUGCUGACUUGUUUGCCUCAGCUGGCUAUACUUUCCAGCAUGGAAAAUUCAGAAAUUUAUUUAAUGAUCUCACCAGAGUAGAUGCUCGUUUAGACAUACGUUCUGCAGCAGCAUUGGCCAAACAGGUUUCUAAACUUUUCACGGGUGCUACCAGUGACAGUGCAAAAGAUGGACUGUAUUCCCCCAGGCUGAACUUGAUCUUACAACAGCAGGUGAUUGGACCAGUUGUGUUCCGCAUUGACUCGAGGUAUUGUAUUUCAUCAUCUGGGAUACCUUUGCCAAGAUUAGAAGAUUAUGUUCUUAGCUUGGACUACUCCCUUAGAGUACUGCAUUCUGGGAAAGUGGUGGCAUGGUAUUCUCCCAGGAGAAAUGAGGCUAUGCUCGAAUUGCGUGUGUUUGAGUUCUAAAAUCCACUUCCUGUUAUUAUUAGCUACAACCAGCCCCUCCUAUUUUUAUGCAAACAAUAGACUGACAGACUUCUUUUAAUCGCAAUGAAUAUGCUCACAUAUUUUUGUUUUCUUUACCACAUAUAAGUGGGUUUUGGACUUUGGUCGAUGGUCUUGACAAUGAGAUAUACAAACCUUUUGGAUAUAUUAUAUAUAAAUGAGGAAUUCUAUUCACACUCCCAAAAUUACUAAUCACAGCCACAUAAUUACAAUUAAAUAAAUUUUUCUUUUUUAAUAUAGUACCCCCAUACGUUCAAGAAGGAGCCUCCACUUGUUCUGACUGAAAGCUAUCUGAUCUGGCAACAGACGGCCAUUUCUUCUUCUAUGAUGAGUAGAUCGAAUUGAGGGUCACACUUGACUUUGCUUCUUUACUGGAGAAUCUCGAAUCCAGAGUUUUGCUGGAAAAUUGAGCAAACAUCACUUGCAUACUCGAGAGCAUGAAGUGCGGAGGAGCCAGCGAAAGAGCACGAGAUGCCAAAAGAGGAAAUAAGGAACUUUUCGUCACUAGCGGGCGUAGAAGAGAUACGGCGUAGGUGAUCGAAAUCCAUGCUCCGGUUUAUAUGGAAAUUGCUACAGAUGCGCAAGAACCAUACUCACUGAUUCUCAUCAUCCAAGAGUCUCCUCAUGUAUUCAAUGAUCCCUCGCUGCCUGAACAUCAGAACAUGUGGCUGUCUGGUAUUCGAAGUAGUUCUGCCAGAGAUUGAAAUGUCUGUAACAGUCUGUUCCGCCAAGGCGCCAACCUUCAAAUGCACCCUUUGAAAGUGAAGAAGAUGAGUCAGGGGAUUAGGGAGAAUACAAGUCCACGGUGAUGGGUCAAAAUUAAGGGCAAAUUAGCUAGUUUAAAUAUUUUUAUUUAUUAAAUUAAUUAUGGCG